AUACCCUGAGGAGAAAAACCCAACAGCCUUUUUUUGCAUCUGUAUCUUCUCUGAACAUUUCAUUAUCCAGGCUUCUCCAUGAAGGGAACUCAGAAAUGAAUGAAACAUAAAUAAAUAAAAACACCGACAACAACUAAAAACCACGAGAACUUGUGCCGCAUGUGAGGACUUCUUCUCCUUCUUCUUCAUCAUCACCUUCUACAUCAUCCUCUUCUUCUGUGGGCGCCCCCCUUUAUUUUGUUUUUGUUUUUUGUUUUUCUUUUGCUCCUCACCGUUGACAUACUAGAUGGUUCGCCCGCAAAGUCCAGCGCGCCAUGAACGCUCAGCUGUCGAUGGAGAACAUGGGCGACCUGAGCCAUGAUCCGGACCUGCUGCCGGGCGAGCGGACCCACCGUGGGGGGGCCCGCCCCCUGGUCAUGGAGGGCGGCGACUUCCACCACCAACAGCACCAACAUCAACAUCCACACCAACACCACAGCCAGCAGAAUCAAGCUCAGCAGCAGCAAGGGCUGGCCAGCCACCUUCACGCUGCCAUGACCAUGGCUUGUGAGGCUCCUCCUGGGAUGAGCAUGAGCAGCACCUACACCACCCUCACCCCCCUGCAGCCCUUACCCCCCAUCUCCACCGUCUCGGACAAGUUUCCUCACCACCAUCACCACCACCACCACCACCAUCACCACCACCCUCCUCCGCCGCCUCCCCCUCACCCGCACCAGCGGAUCCCGGGCAACGUCAGCGGGAGCUUCACCCUGAUGCGGGACGACCGGGCUUUGGCCUCCAUGAACAACCUCUACGCGCCAUACCACAAGGAUGUUGGCAUGGGCCAGAGCUUGUCUCCUCUGGCCGGUUCCGGGCUCAGUGGGCUCCACAGUGCCCAGCAGGGCCUUCCGCCUCCACCGUAUGCCCACCCUGGCGCCGACAAGAUGCUGGCGCCCAAUGGCUUCGAGGCGGCUCACCAUCCCGCCGUGCUGGCCAGGCAUGGAGACCAGCACGUCAGCCCGUCGGCGGCUGUGGCAGCGGCUGGCAUGGUCCAGCUCAACGGGCUCCACCACCACCAUCACCCACAUCAUCACCCCCACCACCCUCAUGCCCACCUGGGCGCCCCAGGACACACCUCCGCCCUCGGGUCCACCCGGGAGCCCCUUGGUGGGGCGCAGGUGGGCUCUGCCGGAGCUCCGGGCACCCCAGGACCGGUGGAGGAGGUGAACACCAAAGAAGUGGCGCAGAGGAUCACCACAGAGCUGAAGCGCUACAGCAUCCCGCAGGCCAUCUUCGCCCAGAGGGUGCUGUGCCGAUCCCAGGGGACCCUGUCUGACCUGCUCCGCAACCCAAAGCCCUGGAGCAAGCUCAAGUCGGGCCGCGAGACCUUCCGCAGGAUGUGGAAGUGGCUCCAGGAGCCUGAGUUCCAGAGGAUGUCUGCGCUGCGCCUCGCAGGUGAGCCAGCAAUAGCGUGCAAACGGAAGGAGCAGGAGCAGGGCAAAGGUGAGCGCGGGAGCGUGUCGAAGAAGCCCCGGCUGGUCUUCACUGACGUCCAGCGACGGACUUUACAUGCAAUAUUCAAAGAGAACAAGCGCCCGUCCAAAGAGUUACAAAUCACUAUCUCUCAGCAGCUGGGCCUGGAGCUCGCCACCGUCAGCAACUUCUUCAUGAACGCGCGCCGGCGGAGCCUCGAUAAGUGGCUGGAUGACGGCAGCUCCAACUCCGCCAACUCCUCCUCCAGCACUUGUACCAAAGCGUGACGGAGUUACCGGCUGCAGACUGACUAUAAAACCUUCGGUGGAAAAGCUUUAAAACUUAAGAACCAGAGACCUUCUGGACAGAGUUUUUUUGUUUCGUUUCGUUUCGUUUUGUUUUUUGCCCUUAAAACUUGUACAGUACUGAUAUUUAUAAUAUCCAAAGAAAACAAACAAACCAAAGACUUCUUUGACGCGUAUUUAAGACUUCGUUUAUGUCUGACAUACUGCAAAAAAACAGAAAAAAACAACCAAAAAAAAAAGAAAAAAAAAAGAAGUGUUACUCUCAAAUCAUUGGUCGUACACGCGCCCCUAUUUCACGCUCAUCCUCCUUCGAUGUGAUUGGUUGCUGUCACGGACCUUCUCCUCAUCACUGACUGGACGCUGAGUCCACCUGAGAGUGACUUUGUUUUUGUUCUUUUUUGUUCGUCUCGAUGUGCGAAUUCAGGCGUGUGACGUCACGUGAAUCUAAGCACUGUUGUCCGAAGGGGCGGCCCACGUAGACAGGCACAGGUGUGAUGAAGUCACACGUGCACACCUGUGCGUGCUUCGAACCCCUACGACACUCCCCCACCCCCCAACCCCAACGCAAAAACAUCUCUGUGGGGCUCGUGAACAUGAAGCUGUAGCAUCUGUAGCAAGGUUUUUCCCCACGCUCCUUGUAGUGCUUUCUUCCUAACUGUCAGGAAAGUAGGAACCAAUUCCACAUUUGUGCUUGUGUUCAUCAUCUUUCACUCUGCAAUCAUAUGAGAUAUGUAACCAAAGAAAACCCUUAUGGGCCAAAUUAUACAUGUCCUCCAAGCCUUCUAUGGAAGUGGCCUAAUCGUCAAGCUCAGACAGACUAAAUCUUGAGUCUGUUGGAUUGUAAUCAGUAUCUAAUCCAAAAUAACACACGCCUACCUGCUUAUAGAGUACAAAAGCACUUGAGAAACAAGUAUCCAAAACCUUUGUCAUUGAUGUAGCGCACCUGUCGUGGUGUGAUACAUUCAGGGAAGACUUUGCUAGCUUUAACACGCUUUGUAUCAUAAAUAUAUUUAAUGCCAGCAGCUAAACGCCAAAGAUUUAAACCUCACAGGGCCAAUCAUAAUACCCACAGCCCUGGAGGGACAUUAUUUCACUGGACUGCAAAGGAUUAAUCAAACCGACAAGCAGGGACAGACAGCUGAUUGUAAGUGGGCAGUUACGCCUUGGACUGACACUAGAGGGAGCCACAUCUCACAAGACUACAGCAUCUGAAUUUAUUACAAUACAAUAUCUGCUUUCCUUGAUUUUUAAUCAUCUCUUGCCUUCAUUAAAUAUAUUGGUAAACUAGCAAUUUAGGCCAAAUCAAAGAAAGACGAUUUUCACUCAGCUAUACGAAUGUGGCCUAUAUGUAACCUAUAUGUGUAGUCAGUGGCAUAACUGUUGGUGGUAUAUGUCGGGCAGUCGCACUGGGGACUGUUGCCAGGAUCGUUUUUAGCUAUAAGCAGUAUAAACAGUUGCUUAAGGCCCCUAAGCCACAUAUAUAAGCCAAAUAUAUUUCGGUAAUAUUACACAUCAACAAUUGCAGUAAGUACAAAACAUUCCAUAUGUCGCUCUUUUAUACACAUUAAUAAAGUAGUCAUUCUUGCAAACUGAUGUGAUUUGGGUGGGUGAGAUGAUCUAGAUGUCACAUAGGGCCCUGAAAUAGCGAUUGUGCCCCCAGUGUCUUCAUUCAACCCCUUUUAUUACUAAAUAUGCCACGACUCAUUGCUAGCUGGGAUCCCUUAUUAACAUACGUCGACUGUUGCCUACAUGGGAACACCAACAUAGCAAAAGUGAGUAGACAAGCUUUUUUAUUCAUUUAAGAUCAUUUUUGUAGGGCUGGCCCAUUCAUUUUUUUGACCGUACUGCCACUCUAUGUAGUCUGGUUCAAAUGUUUUUGAACUUGUCCUGCUCUACAACAGUCAGCCCUUUCCCAUCUAAAGGCCAGUCCAAAAAAACAAAAAAAAGACAAAUGUACAGAUUCCUAAAUAUGUUUCUCUUGUAAAUCCACUGAAACUUUCCAUCAAUUCUUGGCAGAUGUAUUCACUUAUUCCAUACCAAAGUUUUUCAACAUUGCUCACUUUCGAUAGUUAAAGUGGUGUCAGAAGUGGGCUGUACCAUUACACAAUACAGCAUUUCAUUCAAAGCUACAAUGACGGGAAGAAUGAAGAAUGCAUGUGGCUUCAGGCUGGCCAAGUGAAGGGAAAACUGAAAAACUAGAUUCUAUGCAUUAUAUAGUUUGGAAGAAAGCACUACGACCUUCGUGGUUUCUCAUCAAGAGUGGUGCAUUUGGUCUGGAGAAGCCCAGUCAGUGGGUGCCACUCCAACCGUCACAAGAUUUCUGGCCUUGUUGUCUCUUGUGGUGUGGUUAGCUUUACAAAAAGUGAAAAAAGAAGUAUAUUCGGUAACUAUUUAUGAGUAUUACAUUGACGAAGCAAAGAGAAGAGAAUGCUGCUUCUUCCUCACGUAAAAAAGGCGAAGAAAAAAGACAAAAAAGACAAAAAAAGACAAAACGUGUGUUAAGACCUACUGAUAUUUAUAGUGCGAACCAAAGAUGCUACCUCACUCAGUUUCCAUUGGUGAUUUCUAUCACGUUAAUGAUACCAAAGAAUACCAAAGAUGUUUUCUCUCUUUUUGCACGGCCUAUAUGAAUGAAGUGGUGGAUAAAUAGAUGGUGUGAUGACUCCCUUCCCCAACCCACCCUCUUCCCUCCCUUCAUCCUCCCCAUCGCUCAGCGUGGUCCCAUUCUCAUCCGUGCUCGUGUGACAGCGCCCUCUGCAGACACGCCGCAGACUUUGUUGAACUCACAGGACGAGUGCCUUGCUUGAACCAAAGUGUUAAACCGCUGUUGACCUCUCUACUUUCACCUUGUACUUCUUGGAAUACCUCAGCCUCUAGAAGGGCCACCGACGAAGAUUUAAAAACGGAGUUAUUCUCUCUCACCGUGGUGCUUUCGCCAGUGCAGCCAUGCAAUGAAAACAUACCAAAGGAAUUGUUUCUUUUUCCACCUCUUUUUGCUGAUAAACCAAAGCUCCUCCCUCUUUUCCCCCCACCCCUCUACAUUAAGCCCCUUCCCCAAACACACAAUCUACCACUAGCCCCGCCCCCUUCGUUGUUCACAUCACCUUGGUAGGCGUGUCCACCGUUUUUUGGGCCGUGUAUGUCUUUUACCAAUGUCUCUGAAUACCUCAUAGUAAUAAAUUCUUACAGUUCUGUUGUAUAGAGAGUCUAUGUGAUUGAGGCAGAACUUAGUUUGGUAAUUGUUGACGUUACUUCAAAAAAAAGUAUUUAUUUUGAAGGUUUUGGCUUAAGUGUUUGUUUUUUUGGGGGUUUUUUUGUCACCAAAGGCAAGUUUCUUCAAGAUUGUGAGUUUGGAAACUUGCAGAGAGGGAAAAAAAAUUACAGAAGCGUAUUUUUUAUUACGACGUUGUGUUAUUCCGAUGCGAUAAGGAUGGUAGACUAUUCUUUUUUUACAGGGUAAAACCAACUGCUGUGAUGCUGUGUUUCUAUUUUUCUCUUUUCUCUGUUUCUGUGUUUGUGAUUUCCUUUAAUUUAAUUGAGUUUUGUAUUGCUUAAUUUAUGUAUUUGUAGAAAAUAUAGAUUUGUAUAUAGUAGGUUUUUUGAGAAAAAAAGAAGAAAAAGAAAAACAAACAAGACCAAAAAAAGAAACAAAACAAAAAACAGGACGUUCCGUUUUUAUGUUGCGGCCUUCCGUUGGAAGUUGGAAGUUGGAAGCGCAGACAUGCCAGAGGUGUGUGUCAUUGGGAAUUCUCUCGCUCCGUGUCUCGGCUGGCACUCCGUUUUGUGUCAUAAACACUGCCAGACGUGGCGACGCCUCUUGCGCUGCCCCGCGGAAACACAAACACAUACUUCCGGAGAGUGUUCACUCCACAGACUAACCAAAAAACAGGAGCGUAUGGUGGUUUCGGGUUUCUUUCCAAGUUCAUAUGUCCUUUUCUGUUUGUCUUAAACCAGCAUCUCUCAGUCUUCGUCUUGGAGUAGCACAGUGUCGUAUUUUGUUAUAUUUUAGUGUCAUGCUAAUGAGCUGAAGAGUUGAAUCAGGUCCGUUGAAGCAGGAAAAACACUGAGGCCAGAAACAAAUUUCAGACUUUACAGUCCAGCUGUACAAACUCAACCUGCAAUACUGUGCCGGUUCCACAAGGGCGAGACAAACCAGAGUCUGUAAACAAGGAUCUACUGUCAUUCCAAUAGCCACAACAACUAAAAUUGUUGACAGUAGAGAAUUAUGUGCUGCUCUUUAUCUUUACUUGCUCUGUUGUUAGAGGCGAUGAUGCUUCGUACCUCUAAAAUAGUUAAAAAUAUCUUCCUAACUAUAAAAGGAAGUCAAUGGAAUUUUUUUCCUAAUAUAUUUGUAUCGUUUCUAUUGGCUCGUUCCUCACGAUACAUUAACACAAUAUAAAGACCAAAUUUUUUAAUUAUGUUAAAUCAAAAACGUACAAGGUUUUGUCUCAGUGACGACCGAUAUGUUUGCACAAGAAAACCACUUCUUUAUGAGAAACUGGUGGUCAGCCACGGUGGUAGUCUCACUUGGCCAGACGUGAUCACAUCUGAGGACAACCAACCAAGACAAAUUUUGGGCUAGAUGUUGGUGGGAACAUAGACAUAUUGGCACGAGAACAAACCAAGCAUGAAAUUUCGAAACUGAUCUAACGAGAGCUGAAAGUAGGAGGCGACCAUCAACAUUGUCCCAGCAUGUUGACUGCAAGCUAGUGUGGCUACAAGGGCCCCCAAAUUAACAUCACGGUUCCAUCAAACCAGACUAUACUUCUGCUUUUGAAGAUUUCAUGACAAACAAAGUUAACAAAGCUAAGAAUGGUGGCUUGAUGAGUGUUUUAAGGGGGCUUCGGACCUGUUCCAUGUAAAGGAUUAUUAUAGAAACAACUGGCAGCUAUGUUCAGGUUUGUGUUCGAGCUAAACGAUUGUACUUUUCCCAUUACAAGAACACAGACUUCCACCAACGAUGUUUGAGGUGGCACUAGCAUUGAGUUGCAUAGUUUAAAGCUGCCUUCUUGCGCGGGAUAGUGGUACCUCAAGACGAAGACUGACCACUGCUGAUCUGACUGGUUGUUUUAUGGACAUUACUGCACAUCCAAAGAUUUACAAACCAAAACGUUGUGUAAAGUGUGAGACAAAAGCACUGGCAUCUGUGAGGCAGGCUUGAACUGAGUUCCUUCGCCAUUGGCACGGGUAUAGGAAGGUAGAAGGUGUACUUAGGACUUUGUAGAAGCAUUCUUUGGGGGGAUCUACUGGUGAACUUGUACAAUCUGAGGCUUGUGUAUAGCCUUGCACACUUUGCUAUGUCUUACAUACGUGAGAUGGGACGGGGCAGCAGGCCUGCCGGGGCAGGAGCCACAUCACCGGGUACGUUUUUUUUUUUUUCUGAUGGAUGCGGAGAUCUGGAUCUGAUCAGUGGUGUUGCGGCAAAUGAGAACCCUGCAAAAAUCUUGCCAAACAAUCGGUGAAUCUUGAUUAGCUCCCUGCUGGAGAGUACUUGAGUAUUUCCUUUCCUAGAUGUAGGUAGUAAGUAUACAUUCUGACAUCCGGUUCUGUUUCUUGAAACGUUCUCAGACGUGCACAUGGCAGGUUGGCUUGUUUUAGACGUAUAAGCCCUGAGAAAUCUUUAUAUUCAGCUCUGAAGAUGAACACUAGGGCGGUCGACUCAGGAGUCUAACGCAGGCACAUCUUCAGCAGUACGUUUGGUCUUACAAUCACAUCUGCCGGCAGUUUAGAUGAAGUUUAUUUUCAGCUUUUGUUUCAUUUUAGUCCCAAACAAGGUACAGAAAGUACAAUCUGAAAAAGUACCUUGUUUGAAGCACCCACCUCUGUUAUGUCAGGAAGUUCCUCCAAAGUUCUCUCCAAAGAUCCUGCAAAGUUCAUCCAUGAAGCAAAACCUGGAAGUCUCCAAAACACCAAGCAUCUGAAAAAAAAAAACAGAUCUGGAGCAGAUGUGGCCAAUUAAGUUUGGAACCAGCUGGAUUGGUGGGUUGGCGACUACUGACUUGAC
Molecule: messenger RNA, 7761 nt
Organism: Pygocentrus nattereri (red-bellied piranha)
Lineage: Eukaryota; Metazoa; Chordata; Actinopteri; Characiformes; Serrasalmidae
Gene: onecut1
Product: one cut homeobox 1
Exons: 2
Coding region: 315-1739 (474 amino acids)
Biological process (GO): regulation of transcription by RNA polymerase II
Cellular component (GO): nucleus
Molecular function (GO): DNA-binding transcription factor activity, RNA polymerase II-specific; RNA polymerase II cis-regulatory region sequence-specific DNA binding
Source: RefSeq, a predicted model, not a curated record